AUGUAUACAAUGCUGCAAAUUCUGGUGCUAAGCCCAGUCCAUGAAGAUUUUUGCUACAAGCCAUCAGAAUACCAAAAAAAUAGUGGUUGUGAACUUCAGAGAGCAACCCACUUCUACCAAAGAGAAGAUAUCCAUAGGCCUAAGGAUAACCCGAAAACAACGGUGGAGGUUAGGGCUUACUUACCGGAGAAAGACCGGCGCAUCUUUGAUUUAGCGUUGGUGAUGAUGAGAAUGAUGAACAUAACGUUGAAGAUUGACGCAUUCUUGAGAGAUCGAAGAUUGAAGGUGCCGUUACAAUUGAAGAUUGAGGUUUGCGGAUUUACAGAAGAUGAUAGAGAUAUUAAUAACGAGAAGUGGAGAACUGACCUUGAAGCUCUCAGAGAAGUGCAAUGA
Vicia faba (fava bean) is the source of this 393-nucleotide messenger RNA. Lineage: Eukaryota; Viridiplantae; Streptophyta; Magnoliopsida; Fabales; Fabaceae. The record is from the annotation of a GenBank genome assembly.